Messenger RNA from Sphaerulina musiva SO2202, 4791 nucleotides. Its product is annotated as ammonium transporter 1. Gene Ontology annotation, cellular component: plasma membrane. Gene Ontology annotation, biological process: ammonium transmembrane transport. The coding region runs from base 446 to 1990 and encodes 514 amino acids. Gene Ontology annotation, molecular function: ammonium channel activity. The transcript has 5 exons. NCBI's taxonomy places the organism in Eukaryota, Fungi, Ascomycota, Dothideomycetes, Mycosphaerellales, Mycosphaerellaceae. The record is from RefSeq and is a predicted model, not a curated record.
CUCCCUCUCUCUCGACACCUCUUGACACUCUUGACACUCUUGACACUUCGAGUCCCACCUCGCCUCAUCUUUUGAUUGUUGAUCUCAUCCCAUCACUCACUCACUCACUCACUCACUAGUACAUGUAGUAGUGCCGAGUCUACUGCCAUGUAAACCCUCCCACGCCCGGCAUUCGAGCAACCCGGCACUGCAAGAAGCAAAUCACUCUAUUAUGCUUCUGUCACCGUCAAUCCUCCUCCAUUCUUGAUCUCUCCUUCUGCCACCCGGCUCCGCUUCGAAUCUUCACGUGGCUUCUUUGCACCAGACCACCAGACCACCAACUCCCGAAUCUGGGACAUCUCUCUCUCUCUCUUUCUCUCUCCCUCUCUCUCCCUUUCUUCCUCUCUAUCCCCCUCCCUAGGAACAACAACAUCAUCCACCUCCAGUCGACCUCCUGUCCCCCAAUAUGAGCGUCGCCAAAUACAAUGGCACCGCGCCCACUGGUGGCGACUCGCUCACUGAAGACCUCAAUAUCUACUAUGCGAGCGGCGACAUCGCCUGGGUCAUCACCGCCACUGCCCUCGUGCUGUUGAUGAUUCCUGGAGUGGGCUUCUUCUACUCGGGCCUGGCUCGCCGCAAAUCCGCCCUUUCUCUCAUCUGGCUCAGCACCAUGGCCACUGCCGUCGUCAGCUUCCAAUGGUUCUUCUGGGGCUACUCACUGGCCUUCAGCCACACUGCAUCCUCCUUCAUUGGCGACCUGUCCAACUUUGGCCUGCGAGAUGUCCUCGCCCGUCCGUCCGUGGGAUCAACGCGCAUUCCCGACCUGCUCUACUGUGUCUACCAGGGAAUGUUCGCUUCCAUUACCGUCGCCUUGGCCACAGGAGCCGUCAGCGAGCGAGGCCGACUGCUCCCUUGUGUCAUCUUCAUGUUUGUGUGGACCACGCUCGUCUACGAUCCCAUCGCCUGCUGGACCUGGAAUCCCGCUGGCUGGUCAUAUAAAUUGGGAGGUCUGGACUUCGCUGGUGGCACUCCCGUGCACAUCUCCAGUGGAACUGCAGCAUUGGCCUACAGUUACAUUCUGGGCAAGCGCAAAGGGCAUGGCACGCACGCACUCAACUACCGUCCUCACAAUGUCACCUACAUUGUGAUCGGCACCGUCUUCCUCUGGGUCGGCUGGUUUGGCUUCAAUGCGGGAAGCGCAUUGGGUGCCAACCUGAGAGCAGUCAUGGCUGCGCUCGUGACCAACCUCGCCGCAUGCGUCGGGGGCGUCACUUGGUGUCUGGUCGACUACCGCCUCGAGAAGAAAUGGAGCACUGUCGGCUUCUGUUCGGGCGUCAUCAGCGGUCUGGUCUGCGUGACACCGGGAUCGGGCUUCAUCCCCGCCUGGGCGGCCGUCGUCUAUGGAUUGACGGCGGGAAUUGGAUGCAAUUUCGCCACCCAGCUCAAGUAUUACCUGGGUGCCGAUGACGCCCUGGACAUCUUCGCCGUACAUGGCAUUGGCGGUCUCCUCGGCAACCUGCUCACGGGCUUCUUCGCCGCCGACUACAUUGCGCAUCUGGACGGCGUCACCAAGAUUGAUGGCGGCUGGAUCAACCAACACUGGGUUCAGCUUGCCAUUCAAUUGGCUGACUCGGUGACGGGAAUGACGUACUCUUUUGCCAUGACCUGCAUCAUUCUGUUGACCCUGUCCUUUCUCUCUCGUUGGCUUCCCAGCCUGAAGCUCCGAGCCACUCCCGAGGAAGAAGAAGUGGGAAUCGAUGAUACCGAGCUCGGCGAGUUCGCCUACGACUACGUAGAGCAGUUGCGUGACGUGAAACCAGAAGGCAUGCGAGACCACGACGACUUGGAGAGCAUCGAAGGGGACGGCCGGAGUGUGAACAGUAUCAGUCCCAGUAUCAGUCGUGGGCCUCCAUCGCCUCUGCACUCACAACCCGUCGAGACGAAGCAAGAGUAUCCCCUGACACAUAUCAAUCGGGAGCCUCGGCCGGGAGGCCACGAUCACCCCAGCUGACUACAUGGUCGCGACCGACCGAGAGUGUACAGCGUGAGUGGCGGACGUCUCGUUCCGAAAGACUCUGCUCUGGCAGAAUUAGCAUCGUAGAGGAAAAUCAUUCUCACCAACGAUGAGCAAGGCGUUGGAUGCAAUUCUGCACAUCCUGGACAGAAGAAUGGAGAGCCCGUCGAUGAGACAUGGCUCGGAUGCAGCCCAUUUCUCUUCGAAACUCUGCGCAGUCACCCACUAGUAGUGGGUUGUACGUUGUGUCGCAACAGCUGCGCUUGCGAAUUGUGCCCAUUUGAGCUACUGCAUGGUGCCUGACUAAGAGGAGGACGGUGCGACUGUGACGACGAAGCCAAGAUUUCGGCUAGAGGGGAGGAUUUUGCGGGAUGACCGGCUCUGCAGUGGUGGUACCAUCCGACGUCUUCUGAUGGACAGCAUCGGAUGUCGAUCUGCCCGUACGAUCCAAGUACUGCUUGAGACUCUUCUCCGUAGGCUUGCAAUGUAACCAGACCUCAUCGCCCGCCUCGAUGACUCUGCCUUUGCGCUUAUCCUCCCGGCGUGACAGUUCGCGAAAGAGGCGAGGACUCAGACGAUAGAGCCACUCGUGCGGAAUGUGCAGCCGCGCCGCGAUCCAUUUCUCGUUUGUGGGCUUAUGUAACAGGUUGGACGAGAUGCGCUCGAGCGGAUUGGGCGACUGCUCCAACAGCUUCUCGUUCUGGUACGCUCGAUUCACCGCGGCCAGGUCUGCGGGUAAGGUUUGAUCGAGGAAUUCGAGGGAAGCAUUAAUGUUCAAAUCCAACGCUCUCCGUGGACAUGCCGUCAUCUUCAACAGCAAACUGGACACGUGCGGAUAUAGCAGACUGAAGUCCGACUGCGAAAUGUGUACCUACAUUGGUGUUACAGACUUGCGCAUCCUCGUCAGAACAUGUUGUUCCACUUACUGUGCCACGGAUCGUCAAGAGCCAUGCUGGACUAGGCAAGGGUUCACUCUCGGCCUCUUUGACAAUCGAUUCCACGAGCUCAAAGUUGCUUGGCCAAUAUGUGAAGGCUUCGCUGUUGAUCGCCAAGACAGGUGCUUGCACUCGCUGCUUCGGUUCGUUGUCGUCCGCUCCUCGAGUUCCGGCGCCCCAGACAUCGUAGAGAAUGCCUUGCGAAACGUAAUGGAAUCGCUCGCUCUGCCGUAGAAUGUCGACUGUGGUUGCCGCUCCGAACGAGUGUCCAGCAGCUGUGACGUGGUCGAGUCGAGCUCGAUCUUUCCAUUGCGACCAAUCUACACCCUCCAGCCCAUGACGCGAGCUCCCUUUGUACCCCUUUCUCCUCAGAUUUUUGUCGGAAAUCAUUUGACCAUUACCCUUGAUGAUCUCGGUAAAGACGCCGUAGGCUUCCUCAAUCUCCGCCAGGCGCAAAUCUUUUUGUGCAUCUCGAAGUUCGGUAUCCACGCCUUUCUCGUUCAAUGGAGAGGUAUCGAGCGGAUUGUCCUUGGGGAAGAUGUAGUCUAUGAUACUGUACCCUCGUUCCUUCUCAUGGGGAUCGUGGUCCAGUUUGCCUCGAGUUUCGAGGUCGCUUGCGCUUCCCUCCCCGCGCUUCGCAUGAUUGAUGUACGUUCGUGGACCAGAACCGUCACGAUGCUCCACUGCAAUCACGAUAAAGCCGUAGCUGGCAAAUUCACCACAGACUGAAGAAUACAUGGUCCUGGUGCCCCCCAGCCCAUGGGAAAACAGUAUCACAGGAAACUGAGGUUCGUCCGACGAGCUCUCGUUCGGCUUCGUACCCGCCUCGUGCUUGGCCUUCAAGCCUUCCGUCUUCGUAUCCGCUUCUGGAGCCCAGUAGCGGGCAAUGGGUGCAUUUCGAAAGGCCGGGAGCUUCGUGAGCAUUGUGGUCGCAAAGACGGGAACAGCCAAUGAGCCUACGCCCGCGAAUUUUCCAUAUCCUUGAGCAAUCGAGACUCGGGGUCUGCCGAGCCAGAGCUCCCGAGAGAAUCGACUGCUCGUCUUCGGAAGUUUCUCUUCUUGGUCAAUGGCAGCGGGAUAGUAGAUGGUCAUGAGCACGGUCUCGAGCUGCAGGAUGUGGCGUUUGUUGCGAGUGAUAUGCGAGAAGGCUCUCGGAUUCGAGGCCGGACAUUCAAUUUCCAUGCUACCCACAGGAUAAGGCCCCGUGUAUGUAGGGAGUGUCUUGCCAGGAACCCAUGGUCGAUCUCGAAAGCCUCGGGGAGCGCGUCGUUUGGACUUUUUGGCAUGUGGCGGCUUACUCGAUUUCUCUGCGCCCAGUUCAGGGCGGCCUUUUGAGGGACUCAUUCCAAAGACGGUGGGAGAAUGCCCAGGCACGCGCGACGGUUUAGUCGUGUGCUGUCGAGCAUGUGUCGAAGGAGAACGUGGAAGGUCAGGUACGUGAUCGACGUGUUAUAUUAGCAGCCGAGAAUAGAGCGAGUGACAGGACGUCAUGGCGGUGUUUCCACAGGCGGGUCACCAUCCACUGUCGUUGACAUGAUGCCCGGCGGCCACGUCGUUACGCGGGCGCGGGUGGUGCAGAGGGAGGGAGAGCACAGGUCGAAGCCAAUUAUGGCUACACGGCGCAGAAGGGAUGACCGGUUAGGAGGUAGCAGGUAGGAGUUAGGGCAAGUAGGGCUACAUGUAUGGUGUGUCGGAGAAAUGUACCUCCUAGAAGGUGGGAGGUACCUGACCUAUGCGUGCGUGCAGUGACGUCGGUUUUGGGUUUGUUGCCUCCGAAGUUGUUCCAGCGGACGGGGAGGGUGGAACAGCCCUGAGCAGAGAAGGGUAGGGGAGGCGGAGGUGGAGGUGGGGGCGGAAGAGAGC